Molecule: messenger RNA, 405 nt
Organism: Chaetomium globosum CBS 148.51
Lineage: Eukaryota; Fungi; Ascomycota; Sordariomycetes; Sordariales; Chaetomiaceae
Exons: 2
Coding region: 1-405 (134 amino acids)
Source: RefSeq, a predicted model, not a curated record
AUGGUCAACUACGAGCCGUACUGGUCUUACGCUACAGGCUACCCAGUGUUACAGGUGCUGGAAAUGGGGUCACACCCAAUGGUUCUGCAAGAAGUCUGCGCUGUGCCCGCGCUGCGGCACAGCGGCCCAUGGGGGAGACGGGAGGGCGGGGGAAGCCCAAUGCCCAACCCACGGCAACGAGAUUCCAUACUUUUGUCCGUGCUGCUCAGGGAAGCACCCGGCCUGGCCCAGGAGGAGGCUUCAAGGAGUUCGAGGCAAGGAAAGCUGACCUUUGCGAGGAAGGUUGAUACGGAUCUGACCGGAUGCCGAGGAGACGGUGUUGGGGGCCUAGGGGUUACGACUCCAGAGGCCGCGGAUAGCUUGGAGGCGGACGGUCAGGAUGUCGGAAUGCAGGGAGCUGGGUAG